Messenger RNA from Cladocopium goreaui, 333 nucleotides. NCBI's taxonomy places the organism in Eukaryota, Dinophyceae, Suessiales, Symbiodiniaceae. The record is from the annotation of a GenBank genome assembly.
AUGCUCUCCGCCUCCGCCGUGACCGGGCAGUUCUUUAUCUACUCCUUGGUCAAGGAGUUCGGAGCCCUUGUUCUGGCGGCCACCAUGAACAUGCGACAGGUGUUGUCCAUCCUCACCUCCUAUGUGUUGUAUUCCCAUCCAAUCACCUUCUUGCAGAUCUUGUCACUGUGCAUGGUCUUCGCCUCCCUCUUCUACAAGAGUUAUCUGAGCUAUUUGAAGGGCAAGGACAAAGAACCCAAAAGUCCAGGCGUGGUUGACAAGGCAAUCGGCAAAGCGACCCCAGAGGAGGUGACCGAAUUGAAGAGUGCUGUUGACCAAGAGGACGAUAAAUAA